Cladophialophora yegresii CBS 114405 is the source of this 642-nucleotide messenger RNA. Its product is annotated as glutathione S-transferase. The coding region runs from base 1 to 642 and encodes 213 amino acids. The transcript is spliced from 2 exons. The record is from RefSeq and is a predicted model, not a curated record. Lineage: Eukaryota; Fungi; Ascomycota; Eurotiomycetes; Chaetothyriales; Herpotrichiellaceae.
AUGUCGGACUCGUCAAUCAAACCCAUCGUUUUGUAUGGUCACGGCCCAACGCCCAAUCCGCGAAAGGUGCAAAUCAUCCUAGAGGAACUCGACCUCCCGUACACGGUCAAAGAUGUGGAACUCUCCGAGCUCAAGCAAGCUCCCUUCACGAAUAUCAAUCCCAACGGCCGACUUCCUGCCAUCGAAGAUCCCAACACGGGAAUCAGUCUCUGGGAGUCUGGCGCCAUCAUCCAGUACCUGAUCGAGACGUACGACAAGAAGGAAGCCUUGACGUACACCAGCAUUCCGGAGAAGUACCAACUCAACCAGUGGCUCAUGUUCCAAAUGUCGGGCCAAGGUCCUUACUUCGGCCAGGCCGCCUGGUUCAAGCACUACCAUCCCGAAAAGGUCCCCAGCGCGGUGGAGAGAUACGUGAGGGAAGUCGAGCGUGUCAUUGGCGUUCUGGACGGAUGGUUGCAGAAGCACAAGUUCUUAGUCGGGGACAAGCUCACGUAUGUGGACCUGGCGUUUGUGCCUUGGAGUGCUGGGGUGCCGUGGUUGGAUAGCGACAAGACGAUCGACAUGGCGAAGUAUCCUGCCUACUCGAAGUGGCUGGGGGAUAUGCUCGCUAGAGACAGUGUCAAGAAGGUCACUGGGUCGUAG